Messenger RNA from Telopea speciosissima, 480 nucleotides. RefSeq lists its product as uncharacterized. Lineage: Eukaryota; Viridiplantae; Streptophyta; Magnoliopsida; Proteales; Proteaceae. The record is from RefSeq and is a predicted model, not a curated record. Bases 1 to 480 code for a protein of 159 amino acids. The transcript has 2 exons.
AUGGAGCAAAGACAGCCUCAGGUGGAUGCCUUACAAGCAAAGCUUACAGAGGUAAAAGCUUUUGUAGACUCUAAGGAAGAUGCAAAAAAGGAACUAGAAGUUCUUUGGCGAAGGAUUAAAACUACAUCGAUGUUGCUUACGUACUUGAAAUCAAAAGCAAGAAUCAUGUCUAUUCCACGUUUAGCUCAUACUUCAUGUGGGAUCAGACAUCAAGAAGGGGUAGGUCUUGUUGACAAAAAUGACAUAAUGGAAGCACUUGUGAAGCGGGUUAUCAUGGCUGAAACUGAAACAGCAAUUCAGAAAGAAAAGGUUACUUUAGGUCAGGAAGAGAUUAAAAAGAAGGCUCUUCAAAUUGAAAGCAUGUCAGUGAAGGUAGAGGAGAUGGAAAGGUUUGCGCUAAUGGAAGCUCUUGUGAAGCGGGUUCUUUUUUUCUUUUUUCCUCUUGUGUCGUCCUCUUCUUUUUCCCCAUUAGAGAUUUAG